Molecule: messenger RNA, 1042 nt
Organism: Chlorella variabilis
Lineage: Eukaryota; Viridiplantae; Chlorophyta; Trebouxiophyceae; Chlorellales; Chlorellaceae
Exons: 6
Coding region: 11-1042 (343 amino acids)
Biological process (GO): uroporphyrinogen III biosynthetic process
Molecular function (GO): uroporphyrinogen-III synthase activity
Source: RefSeq, a predicted model, not a curated record
GUUUGGCAACAUGGUUAUGGCCGCAGCUUGCUCUGUCGCUGCCCAGGCCGCCCAGGCCGCGCAACAUGCAGGAUGCCGACCCAGCAGCAGCCGAUCAAUUGGCAGGCCCACCCCUCAGCAACUGCGUGUGCCGGCCAGCGGCAGCGCAACGCCGGCGGCGGCUGGCAGCUCAGGCCCCGCCAGCAGCGCGCCGCGUGCUGCUGCUCGCGCGCGCCUCCACCCGCGCCGCGCCGCGUCCGCGCCCGCUGUGCUGGCUGCGGUCGCCGCCGCCUCGGGCGACGCGCAGGUGGUGCUGACGCGGGAGCAGGGCAAGAACGGCAAGCUGCGCAGGGUGCUGGAGGGGCGGGGCAUCGCCUGCUUGGAGCUCCCCAUGGUGGAGACGGCGGCGGGGCCCGACCGACAUCUGCUGCCCAAGGUGCUGGCUGAGCAGGCCGCCCAUUUCGACUGGGUGUGCAUCACCUCCCCUGAGGCCGCCUCGGUGUUCCUGGAGGGCUGGCGCGCCGCGGGGCGGCCCCCCGUGCGGCUGGCGGUGGUGGGCGAGGGCACGGGCCGCGUGUUCGAGGCGGCAGCGGCAGACGGCGCGCCGCAGCCCGAAUUUGUGCCCAGCGUGGCCAACGCCGAGCACUUUGGCCCGGAGCUGCCGUUCCUGGAGGGCGGCACCAAGCGAGUGCUGUACCCGGCGUCAAACAAGGCCAGCUCAGAGCUACAGUCGGGCCUGGCCGCGCGCGGCUUUGACGUGGUGCGCCUCAACACGUACGAUACGGUGCCGGUGACCCGCCUGGACGAGCGCCAGCUGGCGGCCGCCAGGCGGGCGGCGGUCGUCACCGUGGGCUCCCCCUCCGCCAUCAAGGCAUGGGUGCAGAUUGUGGGGGAGGAGGCGACGCAUGGGAUGUCGAUCGCCUGCAUCGGCAGCACGUCUGCAAGAGCUGCCGAGAAGCUGGGGCUGCAAGCCGUCAAGUACCCCGAGCAGCCGGGGGUGGACACCUGGGCGGCGGUGGUGGAGGACUGCUUGCGCGAGCGGCAGCUGCUGCCCGCGGCGUGA